UAUUUUAUAGUUAAAGAGUAACCUUUUGCAAACCUGGAACCUGCAUGACCUUUCUAUUACUUAUUGCCUGUCCAAGAACCCAUUGGAAAUGUUUUCAAAUCAGUUUCCCGUGUAUUAAUUCCUGUCUCAAAAUGCACCUAUACAAAACCAGUCUGAACUGGCUCUGACAAACAGCCAGUGCUUAAAUGGCACUUACUGAGAGCACUUUGUUGUUUGGCUUUCUUGAUGAAAUUGUACUUUCUUGGUUCUUUAUGUUCCCGGUUUGUACCCUCAUGGUUGAAUGGACUUAGUGUAAGUCGCUUGUGAUAAAAGCGUCGGCUAAAUGAAAUGUGAGUGCCAUCUGAGUGUGUUAUGAAAGUCGCCACGUGUAGAGUGUGUUUUAUUGUCUGGAGCCCAUUCCGACAGUAACCGGAGAUGGCAGGACACUGGCUGGGGCUGCUGUCGAUAGGCCUGUUUUACAUGUUUAUACUGGGCAUCGGCAUCUGGGCAUCCAGGAAGUCCAAACGCGAGGAGAGGAAAUGCACGGGCAACCGCAGCGAGGUGGCGAUGGUUGGAGGGCGGAACCUCAACAUCUGGGUCAGCAUCUUCACCAUGUCAGCUACCUGGGUGGGGGGAGGCUAUAUUCUGGGUAAUGCUGAAGUGGUCUACGAUCCAACCAAGGGGCUGGUGUGGGCAUUGGGGCCCCUUGCUUUCGCUGUAAACAUGACUAUAGGUGGACUGUUCUUUGUCAAACCUAUUCGCUCAAAGAAUUAUGUCACCCUCAUGGACCCAUUUCAAGAGCAAUAUGGCAACACGGUGGCGGCUGUUCUCUUCAUCCCCGCCCUCCUGGCAGAUCUUUUCUGGAUUGCAUGUAUUCUCGGUGCACUGGGAGGAACAGUGAGCGUGGUGCUGGAUAUCUCCUCGUCUCUGGCUAUAAGCAUCUCGGCUAGCGUUGCCAUCAUAUACACGUUGAUGGGAGGACUGUACUCUGUGGCCUAUACUGAUGUCGUCCAGCUUGGCUUGAUGUUCUUUGGUUUGUGGCUCUGUGUCCCUUUCGUCCUGACGAGCGCCUCCUCAGCCAACUUCACCGUUGCUGCCGUCACCAAACUCCACCAGGAGCCGUGGGUCGGGCAACUGCAGCUGGAAGAGUCGGGUCGCUGGGUCGAUGACUUCCUGCUGAUGGCCAUUGGAGGGAUCUGCUACCAGGCUUUCUACCAAAGAGUCCUGUCCAUGGCCACUGAUGCCCAAGCCAAGAUCACCUGCUAUGCAGCAGCAGUAAUAUGCCCACUUCUUGGCGUCCCAUCAAUCCUCAUUGGGGCAGCAGCAGCAUCUACCAAUUGGAAGCAGACCAGUUAUGGUUCACCCAGCCCAUAUGAAGAGGGCCAAGCUGGGAUGAUCUUGCCGAUUGCCCUUCAGCAUCUUUGCCCUUUCUACGUCUCACUGGUCGGUAUCGGAGCGCUCGCUGCAUCUGUGAUGUCAUCCGUCGACUCCGCCCUUCUGUCUGCCGCCUCCCUCAUUGGUCGGAAUAUCUUCAAGAACAUCCUCUACAAAGGGGCAUCAGAGCAAAUGAUUAUUGUGGUGGUGAAGGUGUCCGUCCUCCUGUGUGGAGUAAUUGCAGCAGCCCUCGCCAUGACAUCAAGGUCCAUUCACCUGUUCUGGAUCCUCAGUGCUGACAUCAUGUAUUCAGUGAUGACGCCGCAGGUGACGUGCACCUUCUUCUUAUCCCAGUGGGUGAACCAGUACGGGGCCUGCAGUGGCUUUGUGUUGGCGACACUGGUGAGAGCUCUGGUGGGGGAACCCCUGAUGGGCCUCCCCGACGUGCUGCCCCUGCCGUGGGACAAGAUCCAGGAGGACGGUCACCGGUACCGGUUGUUCCCUUUUCGUACCGUCAUCGUGCUCCUCACCAUCGCGACCAUUUUGCUGGUUUCAAGACUGGCUGCGUGUCUGUCUAAAACGGAGCUGAGAGCAAGUGAUGCUGAACCGGACACCAACCUCGAUUCCAUGGCACCGAUCCGGACAGACGUGGUAGAAGACGGGAGGUUGGAAAAAGAACAGUCUUUAUUCUCCGAAGAAAACAGUGAAGCAUAAACACUCUCAUGGUGUUUAAUCCAGGAUUGAUUUACAAGGGUCAAACAAGCUAAGGGAUCACUGCAUGUGUUUAACAAUCAUUUACUGAAACUUAAAGCGAAUGUCGGGGCCUCGGUGGACGUCUCAGCUCUACUGGGUGCCCUCUAUUGCAAGUUUCAUUAAAGUCAGCUCAUUUUCGCCACUGUACAUUAAAGAAAUGUCUUUUAAAUAUGUAUGCUUUCAAUUGUAGGUGUCAAAAGAGGCAGGGAAGACAAAUUAGAAAGUUGCAUGUCUCAUGUGAGUCAAUAAAAAGCUGAAAACGGAAUAAAUAAAC
This is a messenger RNA of Platichthys flesus (European flounder), 2380 nucleotides long. Its product is annotated as high-affinity choline transporter 1-like. Gene Ontology annotation, biological process: choline transport; acetylcholine biosynthetic process; transmembrane transport. The transcript has 8 exons. Bases 415 to 2067 code for a protein of 550 amino acids. Lineage: Eukaryota; Metazoa; Chordata; Actinopteri; Pleuronectiformes; Pleuronectidae. Gene Ontology annotation, cellular component: plasma membrane. Gene Ontology annotation, molecular function: choline:sodium symporter activity. The record is from RefSeq and is a predicted model, not a curated record.